Messenger RNA from Sipha flava (yellow sugarcane aphid), 1465 nucleotides. Its product is annotated as bestrophin-2-like. Bases 1 to 1404 code for a protein of 467 amino acids. The record is from RefSeq and is a predicted model, not a curated record. Gene Ontology annotation, molecular function: chloride channel activity. The transcript is spliced from 10 exons. Lineage: Eukaryota; Metazoa; Arthropoda; Insecta; Hemiptera; Aphididae.
AUGACCAUUACGUACACCGACCAGGUUGCCACGUGCCGUGGCCUGGGAUGUUUUUGGAAAUUACUUUUUCGUUGGAAGGGCAGUAUCUACAAGCUGCUGUGGCCAAACGUGAUAAUGUUCACGGUUUGUUAUUUCUCGUUGAGUGUCAUGUACAGAACCGUAUUGUCGCAGCCGCAAAGAGAUUAUUUCGAAAAAAUUUCGUUGCACUGCCAAACAUACAUGAAUCUGAUCCCCGUGUCGUUCGUACUGGGAUUCUACGUGGCCAUUGUCGUGGGUCGGUGGUGGAGUCAGUACCUGAGCAUACCGUGGCCGGAUUCGUUGGCUCUGUACGUCAGCACGUUGAUCAUCGGACAAAACGAACGGUCAAGAUUAAUCAGACGUACGAUUAUGAGAUACGCAAACCUGAGCAUACUGAUGACGUUGACGAUGAUAUGUCCGGCCGUAAAAAAGAGAUUCCCGACGUUGGAUCACCUGGUAGAGUCGGGGUUCCUGACGCCGGACGAACAGGACGCGUUCGAGUCGAUGAACGCGAAGACCAGUCACCCGAACUACUGGAUGCCACUAGUGUGGGCCGCCACCGUCGUGACGCAGGCCAAGAAAGAGGGGUGCAUCGUGAAUGAUUUCUCGAUCAAAACUCUAGUGGACGAGAUCAACAAGAUCAGAUCGGACUGCGGCAGCCUGUUGAGCUACGACUGGAUCAGCGUACCGCUCGUCUACACCCAAGUAACAACAUUAGCUGUAUACGUUUACUUCAUCGCUUCGUUAAUGGGAAAUCAGUACUUGGAUCCGCUUAAAGGGUAUCCAACGCAUCCAAUUGAUUUGGUUUUUCCGAUAUUCACAUUCUUGCAAUUUUUCUUCUACAUGGGCUGGUUAAUGGUAGCAGAAACAUUAGUGAACCCCUUUGGUGACGACGACGAUGAUUUCGACAUGAACUGGAUGAUUGACCGAAACUUACAGGUGUCCUAUGUGAUUGUGGACGAAAUGCAUCAAGAUAGUCCGAAGCUGACGAAAGACCAGUAUUGGAACGAUAUAUUUCCCACGGAAUUGCCAUACACCGAAGACACUAAACACCUACAGAUCCCUCCGUUCAUGGGUUCCGCCCAGAUGAUCGGAGCGCGAUUGGAGUACGGUAACAGAAAAACAAUUAUCAAUGACGGUGGUGACGAGCGAAAAGAAACGAAUAUUGAUGCGCUGAAGAACCCGGUCGAAACGUCCAACAUGACCAGACAGUACGAUAAAAACGUUUAUCUAAGGGACGAUUAUUGCAAUUUCUCAGGAGAAUCGUUGGUUUCGUUGACCGACUUCAGCAUAAUUCCAUGGCAACCACAAACAUCAACCGAGACUCAACGCGUCCUAAAGAGUACGAAACCAUCAUCCGAGAACACUGAUGACGACACUGAUUGAGAACUUGAAAUAACUAUUCGACAGGCUAUGAUAUAGGUUUCUAUCGAUUCAAUAUGAUGAA